AGGCCCUGCCAGAGUACAACGCCAUGAAACAAGACAGUUACGCCAGACGACACCAAGGGAGAGUGGGGUGGUCUCAGCAGCCCUGUGUGACGCCCUCUGUGAGUGGUGGUGGGCACAGAGUGUCCUCAGGGAGGAUGUUUCUCUGGACAGGAAGUAAAGGAGCUCAGGGAUCAGGAGGUGAAAGAAGGACUAUUUAUCAGAAGGUUCGGGAGUAUGACGUGCUAGACAAGAGGAAGACAGUGACAGCACUGAAGGCUGGGGAGGACAGAGCUAUUCUCCUCGGACUCAGCAUGAUCCUUUUCUCUGUGAUGAUGUACUUUGUGCUGGGCAUCACCAUGGUGCGCUCCUACUCAGACAGUGUGUGGACGGAGGAAUCCAGCUGCACUGUGCUCAACUCGACCAUCAUGGCGGAGAUUAACUGUACCUACAGCUGCGGCUCAGAGUGUUGGAAAAGCUCCAAGUACCCGUGCCUACAGGUGUUUGUCAGUCUCAACACAUCUGGGAAGGUUGUCCGACUCUCCCACAACGAGGAGGCACAGGACACCAACCCAAAGUGCUUCUAUGUGCCCAAAUGUCGGAAGGACUACAACGCGAUGCACACCGUAAUCAUGAACAUCUCGGAGCGUCUGAAAACACAGCAGCAGGUGUUGUGUUACACGGACCCAGGUGAACAGCAGGAGAGUGCUCUACUGACACGCAUCUAUGGCCGAGUGGCAGUGUUCCAUUCACUCUUCUGGCCCACCUGCACCCUCAUUGGUGGAACCAUCAUCAUCGCCAUGGUGAAGCUCACCCAGUACCUGUCCAUAAUGUGUGAACAGGUGGGCAGAAUCAAAAGGUGAGCGACAGGGCACAUAGGACAGGGGCCAGACUACAGUAGCAGCACAGCACUGGUCUUCAUUCGCUCCCUAGGAACCUUACGGAAACUCUUUGUGUUCCAUUUGCGCUAAAGAGAGCUGAGAGCUGAGUGAUAGAGUGACAGGGAAUCUGGGGGGUUAUAUUCCUCACAUGAUUCCUCUGGUUCGUCUGAGGAAAGCAAUAUGACUGAUGUGUGCUCCCGGCAGCUGUGGCAAGGCAAGUGAAACUCAAUGACUUUGGGGCACACAGAUUUUGUCCUGGAAUCCCUUUUAUGCACCUCUACAAGUGGUACAAUCAUACGAGGUGAUUGCUUUAAAGAAGUGGCCAACAAUGGACCUGAUCUGCCCUUGAAUCCAAGUCAGCUUUGGUGAUCCAUUCACAGCGUGACGACAAGGCAGUGACGACAAGGGAGUUUGACCGAGACAACUGUGUUGAAGCCUUCCCCAAAAUACAUCCAAACUUGGCUCCUCAUGGUACUGGUGUUGGGUAGAGGGUUACACAACUCCAGGCGGCUGGGACGAGUCCAGUCCCCUCAGCAAGCUGUUGACUAUCUAUGUUAUACUCCUGGGUCUGUAGAGACUUCAUUCCAAGCUAACAGUUCAGUAUGGUGUAGCAGUAAUCACAUAUCACAAUAGGUGUUAGUCACUAGGACGCUUAAGUACAAUGCAACUUCCCAGGGCAAGUGGUUAAUACAAAAUGCCUUAAUUUCAGGUCCCAACACUGUGGUAGAUUGCUCAGAGUUUCAGAAAUGAAUUCUACAGGACUUUCUCUGAAAGGGGUAAACAUACUGUGAGGCCAACUACGUUUUCAGGGCCUGGAGCACAAACCCAUAAUGGACGCGAGUCAUGGUGUGUUUUACCACAAAUAUUUACAGAAUGAUGAUUGAUUGAACACAUUCAGACCAAACUAGAUAAAAAUGCCAAUAUUUCAUUCUUGGUUCCAUAAUCACUAUUAUUAGUUUGUUAUUAUUUUGCUGUCACAAUCAUCAGCAGUUUAUCCAUGUCUAUAAUGUGCUACGCUAUUGACUGUUUGACUUGCUUUCUUAUCAAUUAAUGCAAACCAAUGUAAAUGCAAUUUUGUCUUGCAUUCAUAAAUUAAAAGGCAAACUCAGCAAUUACAGUACUUCCCUGGUUUGGAUUUAGUGAUUGGGUUGGUCAAAGUAGUUAAAAGGUUCAAGAGAUGCAUAAUAAACU
Salvelinus namaycush (lake trout) is the source of this 2048-nucleotide messenger RNA. Its product is annotated as calcium-activated potassium channel subunit beta-2-like. Gene Ontology annotation, biological process: detection of calcium ion; potassium ion transport. The record is from RefSeq and is a predicted model, not a curated record. Bases 24 to 839 code for a protein of 271 amino acids. NCBI's taxonomy places the organism in Eukaryota, Metazoa, Chordata, Actinopteri, Salmoniformes, Salmonidae. Gene Ontology annotation, molecular function: calcium-activated potassium channel activity; potassium channel regulator activity. Gene Ontology annotation, cellular component: membrane; voltage-gated potassium channel complex. The transcript has 5 exons.